UCUCUCUCUAAAAUUAUUGACACGCAUUUCAUCCUUCUAUUCUUUCAUUCUUAUCGACUUGCAACACUAUCUCGUAGCUAUUACGACAGUAUCCAGCAAGGCAUCUUCCUUCAAGCACUCUCUUUUAUAGACCUGUCUUUUUUACCAAAUAAGCGCCAAACAGCAUUCAUACCAUGUCGUCUGAAGAAGUUCCAAAGAUCCCUAGCAUUGAGCUGUCUCAAAAUCGCUUUUUGCUGACCAGUGGUCCAAAGGAAACCCACGCCCAAGCUCAGGAAGAAGUCAUGAAGAAGAUCAAAGAAGACAAUAUGGCUCCAUUCUAUGAGCUGAUUUGUGAAGAGCAGGGAUGGGUUGUGGACCAGGCAUUACUGAACCAGAUGAAGAAAGCAAACGAGGAAGAACUCAAGAAGCUGGAUGAGAAACUCAAGGAUGCAGAGGAGAACUUGGGAGAGACUGAAAUCUCAGAUGCCCUUCUCGCCAGGGCAGAGCAUUUUGCAAAGAUUGGUGAUAAGGAGAAGAGCUUGACAGCUUACCGUGUUGCAUUCGAAAAGACAGUGGCAUUGGGAAGCCGUCUUGAUAUUCUCUUCGCUAAUAUUCGUUCAGGAUUUUUCUAUCGGGAUAACGAUAUUGUUAGCAGAAAUAUCGAGAAGGCUAGAACCAUGAUUGAGGAAGGAGGUGAUUGGGACCGUAGAAAUCGUCUCAAGGUCUAUGAGGGCGCUUACUUGCUGACAAUCCGUAACUUUAAAGGUGCAGCAGAUCUGUUCAUUGCCACAUUGUCAACGUUCACCUCAACAGAGCUUAUGGAGUACAAGGAAUUUGUUACCUACGCUGUUCUCUCUAGUGUAUUGGCCUUGAAGCGUGUGGAUAUCAAGAACAAGGUGAUUGAUUCACCUGAAGUCCUGGAAGUCCUGCAUGAGAUUCCCCAUCUUGAGGAUUACUUGCGCUCACUUUAUGCAGGAGACUAUGCCAAAUUCUUUGUUUCAUUGGCGGCCUUGGAGACAUCAUGCAUGAAGCGAUCCUGGGUCCUUUUCCCUCAUUACCGUUACUAUAUCCGUGAGAUGCGCAUCCGAGGAUAUGCUCAGCUCUUGGAGUCUUACCGAUCUGUUACUAUUCAGAGCAUGGCACAUUCCUUUGGAGUGAGCGAGGAGUUCAUUGACAAGGAUCUAUCCAAGUUUAUUUCAGCAGGUCGCCUCAACUGUGUGAUCGACAAGGUGAACGGGAUUGUUGAAACGAACAGACCUGAUGCGAAGAACGCGCAAUAUCAACAGGCGAUUAAGCAAGGAGACAUUCUUUUGAAUCGUGUGCAAAAGUUGAGCCGUGUAAUUAAUGUGUAGAAAAUGAAGAGGUUGAAGCUAGAAAGAAUAUCCUGGAUGUGCAACAGUAUUUCGGAACUGAAU
Messenger RNA from Lobosporangium transversale, 1394 nucleotides. RefSeq names its product 26S proteasome non-ATPase regulatory subunit 6-like protein. NCBI's taxonomy places the organism in Eukaryota, Fungi, Mortierellomycota, Mortierellomycetes, Mortierellales, Mortierellaceae. Gene Ontology annotation, biological process: proteasome-mediated ubiquitin-dependent protein catabolic process. The record is from RefSeq and is a predicted model, not a curated record. The coding region runs from base 174 to 1331 and encodes 385 amino acids. Gene Ontology annotation, cellular component: proteasome regulatory particle. The transcript has 6 exons.